GGAGAGAAACGCACACGGUGGCUUAAGGCGGCAAUACGAACGGCCGCGUUGCCCUGAUUGGUCCGCCUUUGAUUCUCUCAUAGAUCUGAUGGAAGCGUCGAGUCGUUGGUACGAGGCGUACGAGGAGUCCACCGACUGGCUGACCCAUCAGACGGUCACCCUCUUCCAUCCCCAGCUCGUCCACAUCUCGCCCCGCCCAACAGAGACCUGGCCCCUCGUACCUCUGCGCCACGCCUUUCUCAUCGCACUCGCCUACAUCGCAUGGGCGGUGUUCGGCGUUUUGCUCAAGGUCAGCCGCAGGAGGCAUGGCGAUAAGGGAGCCGGGGAGAGUGAGGAGAAAGAUGGCGAGUAUGCGGCGACGGGCGGCGACGGGCUGGGGCGGAAAUUCGCGCGUGAGCCGCUGCUGCUGUUGCAGGCGGUGUAUGACGUUGUCCAGGUGAGAACGACGGGAUGCAAUGCGUCCACAGAUCUGUCGGCUUGUGUGUGUGUGUGUGUGUGGCACAGGUAGGUUUGUGCAGCGUGAUGCUGUUUCAGACCAUCGAUGUGUGCUGGCGGGAGGGAUACAAAUUCUACCAAAACCCGUUCAGGACUCACGGAGCCGGUCAGCACGCCACAGAGAGAGAAGGAGCGAGGGAAGCACACACAGCCACACUCGCACGCACACCUACCUCUGUGUCUGUGUGUGCUGUCUGUCUGGGCGCAGGGUUGGCGCCUGUCCUCUGGCUCUUCUACGUGUAAGUAAGCGUGCAUUCAUUGAGUGAGUGCAUCGACCCGCCCAUGGGCUCUCUUCUCACCGCCCACUGUCCUUCCCUCCCUUCUCCUUUUGUUGCUUUCAUGGUGCCUGCCUGCCUGCAGGUCCAAGGUGGUAGAUUUCUUUGACACGGUGUUCAUAGUGGUGCGCGGCAAGUGGCGGCAGCUGAGCUUCAUCCACGUCUACCACCACCUGAUGACAUUCGUCGUCUACUGGAUCAGCGUGCAAACCGCAUACGACUCGGACAUCUACCUAACCAUCGCUGCCAAGUCAGUCAGUCAGUCCGUCUGUCAGUUAGCCAGUCUGUCUGCCACGCACCCACCCACCGAUCGACAGACAGACAGACAGACAGGGAGAGAGGGAUGGGGGCAUGGGAUGCUUAUGGUAUGGUGUGGUGUGGUGUGCAGUUCGUUUGUGCACGUGGUCAUGUAUUUCUACUACCUCAUGCGCACCCUCGAUGUGCCCGUCCCCCGAGUCAUCAAGAAAAACAUCACCAACCUGCAAAUACUGCAGGUCAGUGAGUCGAGUCGACCGCUGAGCUGACACUUCGGCCGUCGACACGCACACGCACACGCUGUCAUCUCGCCCUCUGUGUGAACCGGUCGGUGUGCUAUCUGUCUAUCUGUCGUCGAUAUAUCAGUUCAUCAUGAUGGAGGUGCAGGGGUUCUCGAUGCUGGUCUUCGGCACGCCUUUCCCCAUCCGCGUGUGCCUCCUCUACUGCAGCUACGUCGGCACACUCCUGGUCCUCUUCGUGGACUUUGCCGUCCGCACAUAUGGUAGGUAGGUACGGCCAGCCGAGCCGCCCCGCGCCCAGCCAGCCAGACAGACAGCCACGGAGUGCAUUCAUUCAUCAGACAGACAGACAGACUGGCAUAGAUGGACGUACGUUUGUUUCCAUCAGGUCCCCGAAAGCCGAAAAAGAUCGACAAGGCCGAGUGAGGUGCUGUGCUGCCUACCUGUUGCUCGUGACGUGACGUGACGUGCUUAGGGGGAGAGGAACAC
Vitrella brassicaformis is the source of this 1753-nucleotide messenger RNA. Lineage: Eukaryota; Vitrellaceae. The record is from the annotation of a GenBank genome assembly.